Messenger RNA from Halteromyces radiatus, 2003 nucleotides. Its product is annotated as sulfate adenylyltransferase. The transcript has 3 exons. The coding region runs from base 45 to 1769 and encodes 574 amino acids. The record is from RefSeq and is a predicted model, not a curated record. Gene Ontology annotation, cellular component: cytoplasm. Gene Ontology annotation, biological process: sulfur amino acid metabolic process. Gene Ontology annotation, molecular function: adenylylsulfate kinase activity; ATP binding; sulfate adenylyltransferase (ATP) activity. Lineage: Eukaryota; Fungi; Mucoromycota; Mucoromycetes; Mucorales; Cunninghamellaceae.
CCUAAACUCUAUUUUUACACCCUUUUUUUUUAUAUAUACGUCAAAUGGCUAAUACUCCUCAUGGUGGUGUCCUCAAGGACUUAUAUAUUCGUGAUGCCAAUAAGAAUGACUCUCUUCGUAUUGAAGCUAAAACCUUACCUUCUUUGGUUCUGACUGACCGACAAUUGUGUGAUCUCGAAUUGAUUUUAAAUGGUGGUUUCUCUCCUCUUGAAGGUUUUUUAAAUGAAAAGGAUUAUAAUGGUGUUGUAGAAAAUAUGCGGUUAACUUCUGGUUUAUUAUGGUCCAUGCCAAUUACUUUGGAUGUGAGUCAAGAAGAAAUUGAAGCUAGUCAAAUCCAACCUCAACGUCGUAUUGCCCUUUUGGAUCCUCGUGAUUAUGAAGCUUUGGCUAUUUUGACUGUGGAUGAUAUCUAUGAACCCAACAAAUCCAAGGAAGCUGAAUAUGUAUUUGGUGCUGAUGAUAGUGCUCAUCCUGCUGUCUAUUAUCUUCAUAAUAUUGCCAAAAAAUUUUAUGUUGGUGGUUCUUUAGAAGCUAUUCAAUCUCCUUCUCAUUAUGAUUAUGUUGCUAAUCGAUAUACUCCUAGUGAACUCCGUGCUCAUUUCAAGAAACUUCAAUGGACUCGUGUAGUCGCUUUCCAAACACGUAAUCCUAUGCAUCGUGCUCAUCGUGAAUUGACUGUCCGAGCAGCUCGUCAACGUAAGGCCCAUCUUCUUAUCCAUCCUGUGGUUGGUUUGACUAAACCUGGAGAUAUUGAUCAUUAUACUCGUGUGCGUGUAUACAAGGCAUUGAUGCCCAAGUAUCCUAAUGGUAUGGCUGAACUUUCUUUAUUACCUUUGGCUAUGCGUAUGGGUGGUCCUCGUGAAGCUGUGUGGCAUGCUUUGAUUCGUAAGAACCAUGGUGUAACUCACUUUAUUAUUGGCCGUGAUCAUGCUGGUCCCGGUAAGAAUUCUCAAGGUGUUGAUUUCUAUGGUCCUUAUGAUGCUCAAGAUUUAGUGGAAAAGUUUAAGGAUGAAAUUGGUAUUGAAAUUGUUCCUUUCCAAAUGAUGACGUACUGCCCCGAUUCUGAUGAAUACUUACCUGCUGAUCAAGUUCCUGAAGGUGUUAAGACUCUCAAUAUUAGUGGUACCGAAUUACGUCGUCGUCUCAAGACUGGUUUACCUAUUCCAGAAUGGUUCUCUUAUCCUGAAGUUGUCAAGGUUUUACGUCAAUCUCAUCCACCUCGAUCUCAACAAGGUUUUACCAUCUUCUUCACUGGUUUACAUGCUUCUGGUAAAAAUGCUAUUGCUCGCGCAUUACAAGUAUCUUUGAAUCAAGAAUCUUCUCGGUCUGUGUCUUUAUUGAUGGGAGAAAAUGUGCGUGCGGAAUUAUCCUCCGAACUCGGUUUUUCCAAACGUGAUCGUGAUAUUAAUAUUGCUCGUCAAGCUUUUGUUGCCGGUGAAUUGACCCGUGCUGGUGCCGCUGCCAUUGUUGCUCCCAUUGCUCCUUAUGAUGAUGCUCGUAAGCAAGCUCGCAAGACCAUUGAAAAAUCUGGUGGUUUUUAUUUGGUCCAUGUUGCCACUCCUUUAGAAGAAUGUAUUAAGCGUGAUCGUGAUGGUGUCUAUGAAAAGGCCAAGAAGGGUGAAAUUAAGGAAUUUACUGGUAUUGAUGAUCCUUACGAAACUCCUGAAGAUGCUGAUUUGGUUGUGGAUAUUACCAAGCAAUCUGUAUCUCAAGCUGUCCAUGAAAUUGUUUUAUUAUUGGAAAAAGAUGGAUUUGUUGGCUCUGCCUAGAAAUAGGUACAAAUUUAUGGGGGAAAUUUAGUUAGAAAAAAAAAAGUAGUAUAGAAAGAUGACUGUGUCAUUUUACCCAUACUUCUUUAAAUGUAGACUAUUUUUAUUUAUAUAUAUAUAUCAAUUUUUAUUUAUUUUCUUUUCUUGUUUUAUUAGUAUUACUAUUUUUUUUAUUAUUGUUUAUAUGUAUUUUGAAUAAUAAGAAUAAAAAAGAAAAAGAAACUUUAUUUGUUU